Molecule: messenger RNA, 285 nt
Organism: Adineta steineri
Lineage: Eukaryota; Metazoa; Rotifera; Eurotatoria; Adinetida; Adinetidae
Source: the annotation of a GenBank genome assembly
AUGAUUGCCUCUAAUCGUCUUCAUAGAGGAACGGAUCAACUUAAACGUCGUGUUAAUCCAUUAGUUAAUGUUAUGAAAUCUUCAUCAUAUAAUCAAUUUAAACGAAAUCAACAACCAGUAUUAUACGAACAACAAGAAGCUGAACCAGAUACAUUCUAUGUUCAAAUGAACAUUGAUUCAGAUGUAGAUGUAGAUGAAGAUGAACCAUUAGAAACUAAAUAUGUUGAUGUAAUUAUAGAUACAAAACGAAAUGUAAAUACAUAUUCAUAUAAUAGAAACGGAUAA